CAGCAGUCACUCCGUGGUAGUUUCUAAAUGGAGCUUUCGUGUUUUCUUCCCAUUGGAUCACGGUAUCAAGAGCUGCCGUGCAUCUGGUUCCUGCCGCUGUGACAGGGACAGAGCGUGAAGACAUUAAGGAGGAGAGGACAGGAGAGGAGGGACUGAACCUGAGUGACGUGCGAGGGAGCUCUUGGUCCUGCACACACUUCACACGCAGACCGGGAACAAUUUCAUCGAGACAUGGGGUGUAGGCUGCCUAAGCUGCGGAAGGCAGAGGAGAAGCGAAGCCCGGGAAACAUCUACUCCACUCUCCGACGGCCUCAGGUGGAGACUAAAGUGGGUGUGUCGUACACCUACCAUUUCCUGGAUUUCCUGUUGGGGAAAGAAGAGGUGCCGGUGUCAUCGGUGCUGUGCCUGUCUUCGGUCAGAGAACUGCCGGUUCAGGUCAGGGAGCUCUACGCGCAGGGGUUCGUCCUGGUCGCGGUGCACCCGUUCGUCCACCCCUGCGGCCCUCGCCACGCGCACAUCCAGCGCCAGCUCCACCGGGCGGUGCUGGUCCGAGAGACGCCGAGUUCAGAGAAAAGCCAGCUGAGGUGGGCCCGACACCGACUGGACACAGAUGUGUGUGUGGCGGGUCACCAGGCCGCCGACCCCGAAGUGAUCCAGAGCUACGUCAAGAGGAUCCAGGAUGUAGCGGAGCAAGGGAUGAUGUUUGUGGGCUUUCUUCAGCAGCCAGGGGGCGCACCCUGCUUUCUGGGGCAGUGGGACCCGGAGGAGCUGUCGUCCUUGCACUCGAGCCCUUCGCCCAUCCAUCGCAACCCCUUCAGCGCCAGCACCAGCCCCACAGAUCUAACAGAACCCCUUCAAAGCGGCGCAGAACCCGACGAUCUCCCUUUUGAACCUCGAGAGUCAGAUCAUGAAAUGGUAGAAGGUAACACGCAGCCUUUGGUGCCCAGAGAACUGGACUUCAGCUCCCUGAGUCCCACCCCGAGUUCAGAGCUCAGCGCAGGGGAGCCAAACGAACGGAUUCAGACCUCACAGAUCAUUUUGAAAGAGUCGCUGGAAUCAACAAACCAACCUCAACAUCACAGUAGGCCUGGCGUGGACACGGAUCAGUGGUGUCCAAGUCCGAACCCAGUAGACACCCGAGGGAGCCGGCUGCGUCCCGGAGAGCAGCAGCGUGGCGUACCAGAGCACAGAGAGUCCACAGAGAAACACUUUCACCUUCCCGACCAGGGAGAAACACGGGGUUCAAGCCCAGACGGCUGGCUCAGCUCUCCAGAACUGGAGCGCAGCCAUGAAAGAAAGUCCGGCUCCUUCUGUGCGGAUGCACAAGGCCGAGAAACAACACACAACAACAACCAUAUUGGUCUCAAGAGUUCAGAGAAAGAUAAGAACACGACUUCAGCACAGGCUCGGAUGCAGCUCUUUGCCCUCUACAACCACACAGGAGAGCUGAACACGUCCCCGAGGUUCUACUCGCUGAGGGUGCCGCUCCAGCUCCAGAAGGAGGCGGGGCUAGUCACAGAAGUCGAUGCGCACUGGCUCGACCACAUGACGCAGCACUUCACCAGCGGCGCGCGCCUCGUCGACGGGUUUUUCCAGCUCGGAGAUGAUAACGAAUCCGGCGUUUCAUCUGUGGACAGUGUCUUCAUCCUGCAGAGCUCUGCGGAGGACACCACAAGCACCUCCUAUGACGCCAUCGUGGUGGAGCAGUGGACCGUUGUUGAUGGUGUGGUGGUCAAGACGGACUACAUCCCAUUGCUCCAGUCUCUGGCUCCGUAUGGAUGGAGGCUCAUGUGUGUGUUACCCACACCCAUUGUCAAGACCAACAGUGACGGGAGUUUGUCGACCAAGCAGAUCCUCUUCCUUCAGAGACCCGUUCUGCAACGCAAGAGAAAAGACUUCAAGAUGCUGAACCUCAGGGGUCGCAGCAAGGCAAAGAGAAACUCUGCCGGAGAGGACGAGAGAGAGAUCAGGUCCCUAAUGAUGGAUGUGGAGAUGGACAGGUUGAGAAGAAACACAAACGAGGAGGAAGCGGAGGCGAGGAGGCGCUGGGACGGCGGAAGGAGCGAUCGGGCGAGCCACCGGGAGCACGGAGAUGAGUGGGAGGAGGAGGAGGAGGAGGAGGAGGAUGAAGGACAUCAGAGGGGCUCCGUGUUCCUAUCGGGGAGCAGGUUUUCUGUUGAGGACCAGGAGGAGGAAACUGACAUUGAUUUGAUCCCUCUGUCCAAGCAGGAGAAGUGUGUGAGAUGGACAGAAGUGUGUCAGAGAGAUGACGGAGGGGUCAGGGAGGAGGUGAAGACGGAGGAGCGCAUCAAACAGCAGCUGUUUUCCGGAGUUUGUUGAAACAUUGGGCACAAAAAGAGAAGGAAACCCGCUUAGUUUUAAGUCUGUUAAAGGAGUGUUUCGAUGAGCUGGAUUCUAGUUCCUCUGUGGACAUUGAUAUCCUGUAUUUAUAUCACGCACUGUUAUUUCAACCUGCUCUGUUUAGGGUGAGGCUUUCAGGUUGUAGCUCCCAUCAACGGGGAACGUGUUGUGCAGUUUCUCUGCUUUGGGUCAGUGUUGCUGUUUGAUGUGUUUGAGAUGAAAUGAAACUGAACAGGACGACACAGACACAGUCUCCAGUUUGAAGCCUUAAGUAUUAUUUUCUUGCCCAUUGUUGUAUUUUACCGCUUUCUUGUAAUAGGGCUGUUAGAAGGGGAGUAUUGAUUUGUCUGGGCUGUUUGUAUUUUUAUAUGUUAACUUUAAAGAUUAAGAUAGAAAAGGUAUCGCAAAAUGUGAAGUAAACCACUUUGGAGCUCAUCUGAUAAAUCUGCAUCACGUUAUGUGUUGGCCAAUAAACCACUGUUUUAGUUCAGAUGAGCCAAAUAUGUUCAAGGUUAUUUAUUAUGAGUUGAGGUGGGUUUGUUUUCAAAAUGUUUGGGAAUAGCAAAACUGUAUUAGUCAACCAAUAAUUUGUUAAGAUUUUAUAAAAGUGUUUUAUUCGUCUUGGCCAAAAGAUACGAUAUAUUCAAUAAUAGAUUCUCUACACUGCAGUGCUACGUUCUAUUGGGUAGCUAAAUGUUAAAGGGUGAGUUCAUAUAAAAAAUAUUUGUCAUUGGAGCUGGGGUAAAAGUAGCUGUCCGAAUAGUUUUAAAUUUUUUGCCAAACUCUAGAGAUGAUCAGUUUCUCCACCACAAUAUGAGGGAGGUGAAUUUGAGGUGGGGAUUUUUAUCUAGAAUUACUGCGCUGUGGUUGUUUAAAGCAUGCGUUCCCCCCCCACAAACUCAUGAGAUCAGCCUGAGCUUUGACUACUGAUGUCUAAUCAGUCUAGACUUUAGAUGUCACCGUGCAUUUGAGCAACCAAAGCUAAUCACUUCAUCUGCGGGUCUUAGUGAACACAGCUGCCAAAUUUGAAAAGGAUUCUCAAGAGGCAUUCUCAAGAGAGCGCAUUGACAGUGACCUUGAGCUUUGACCUCCAAUUUCUCCUCAGGUCAUGCUUGAGUCGAGGUAAAUGCCAGAUGUAAUUGAAUUCCCUAUGGAUGUUCCAGAUAUAUCAUGUUUACAAGAACAUAAGGUCAGUGUGACCUUGACCUUUCACCAACAAAAUCGAAUCCGUUUUUUUUUUAGCUCAAGUGAACAUUUGUAUCACAUUUGGAUAAAUUCCCUCGAUGUGUUGUUGAGACAUUGUUUUCACAAGAAUGGGACUAACAGAGGGACAACCUGAUAACAAAAUGCCUCGGGUCUGGCAUUGGCUGGUGCGGGGGCUUAAAAUAAAUAAAUCAUUAAUAAAUAUCAUCUUUUACCUGUUGAUCUGGAUCAACCCCCUCAUAAACUUCACACCUUCUUUAGAAACCCAAUCAGUUUAACAUUAAUUCAGUUUUAAAGAGCUGUG
Platichthys flesus (European flounder) is the source of this 3868-nucleotide messenger RNA. It is a transcript of the gene rftn1a, whose product is annotated as raftlin, lipid raft linker 1a. The transcript has 10 exons. NCBI's taxonomy places the organism in Eukaryota, Metazoa, Chordata, Actinopteri, Pleuronectiformes, Pleuronectidae. Bases 232 to 2340 code for a protein of 702 amino acids. The record is from RefSeq and is a predicted model, not a curated record.